Molecule: messenger RNA, 2523 nt
Organism: Echinops telfairi (small Madagascar hedgehog)
Lineage: Eukaryota; Metazoa; Chordata; Mammalia; Afrosoricida; Tenrecidae
Gene: DGKA
Product: diacylglycerol kinase alpha
Exons: 23
Coding region: 198-2303 (701 amino acids)
Biological process (GO): intracellular signal transduction; lipid phosphorylation; diacylglycerol metabolic process
Cellular component (GO): plasma membrane
Molecular function (GO): ATP-dependent diacylglycerol kinase activity; calcium ion binding
Source: RefSeq, a predicted model, not a curated record
GUAUGGUGCUCCUGGGAAGGUCGUAAUCUCCAACCUCCAACCUUUACGUUGGCAGUAGAGGGCCAACCACCUGGGCCACCUAGGGACCAGAAUCACCCUGGACAGCAUUGGACGUGAAAUACUCUCCGAGGUUCAAGACCCCGCGCCAGUGGUACUAUAAAAUCUCUUUUUUGACCAUUUUGAGGAAAAAUAGAAAGAUGUCCAAAGCAAGGGGCCUAAUAAGCCCCAGCGAUUUUGCCCAGCUGCAGAAAUACUUGGAAUAUUCCACCAAAAAGGUCAGUGAUGUGCUACAGCUCUUCUCCGAGGAUGGCGAGUUGGCUUACUAUCUCAAAGGAGAUGCCAUUGGUUACAUGGGAUUCCGGGAAUUCCUGAAAAUCUAUCUGGAAGUAGAUAAUGUGCCCAAUAACCUGAGCAACGCACUGUUUCAAUCCUUCCAGACUGCUCACUGCUUAGAUGAGACUGUGCAUGAAGAUGUGGUGUGUCUCAGUGAUGUCUCCUGCUAUUUUUCCCUCCUGGAGGGUGGCCAGCCAGAAGACAAGCUAGAAUUCACCUUCAAGCUGUACGACACGGACAGAAAUGGGAUCCUGGACAGCUCAGAAGUGGACAAAAUCAUUAUACAGAUGAUGCGAGUGGCUGAAUAUCUGGACUGGGAUGUGUCUGAGCUGAGGCCGAUCCUUCAGCAGAUGAUGAAAGACAUCGACUAUGAUGGCAGUGGCUCCGUCUCCCUAACGGAGUGGCUCCGGGCUGGGGCCACCACCGUGCCACUGCUCGUGCUGCUGGGCCUGGAGAUGACUCUGAAGGACAACGGGCAGCAUAUGUGGAGACCCAAGCGGUUCCCCCGGCCAGUCUACUGCAACCUGUGUGAGACCAGCAUUAGUCUCGGCAAACAAGGGCUAAGCUGUAACCGUGAACCCCACCCCCCAAACCCUUUUAUACUUACUUUAUCUUCGAGCGAGUUCGCUGAAGGGGGCGAGGUUAUGGAAGCAGAAUACGCCGGGAUUUCUGGUGCAGACAAGAUCCAUGAUGACUGCCAGCAAGCCGUAGGCCAAGAGUGUGACUGUGGGCCGCUCCGUGAUCAUGUCCUUCCUCCAUCGUCCAUUUACCCCAGCGUCCUGGCUUCGGGAACGGAUGAGAAAAGGAACAGAGUGCACCAGAAGAACGAGGAAGACAUAGCUGCAGGCACUUCUGAGGCUUUCCGGAUUGACCCUGUUCCCAACACCCACCCACUUCUUGUCUUUGUCAACCCUAAGAGUGGCGGCAAACAGGGGGAGAGGGUGCUUUGGAAGUUCCAGUACCUGCUAAACCCUCGACAGGUGUUCAAUCUCCAAAAGGAUGGUCCGGAGGCGGGGCUCAAAUUCUUCAAAGAUAUUGCUGAUUGCCGGAUCUUGGUGUGUGGCGGAGACGGCACCGUAGGCUGGAUUCUAGAGACCAUCGACAAGGCUAACUUGUCGGUUGUGCCUCCGGUCGCUGUGUUGCCCUUGGGUACUGGAAAUGAUCUGGCUCGUUGCCUACGAUGGGGAGGAGGCUAUGAAGGACAGAAUUUGGGGAAGAUCCUCAAGGACUUAGAGAUGAGUAAAACGGUACACAUGGAUCGAUGGUCUGUGGAAGUGAUACCGCAGCGAACUGCAGAGAAGAGCGACCCUGUACCUUUCCAGAUCAUCAAUAACUACUUCUCCAUCGGUGUGGAUGCCUCAAUUGCCCACCGAUUCCAUAUCAUGCGAGAGAAAUAUCCUGAGAAGUUCAACAGCCGAAUGAAGAACAAACUAUGGUACUUCGAAUUUGCCACAUCUGAAUCCAUCUUCUCCACCUGCAAAAAGCUGGAGGAGUCUUUGACAGUUGAGAUUUGUGGGAAACCCCUGGACCUGAGCCACCUGUCCCUGGAAGGCAUUGCAGUGCUGAACAUCCCGAGCAUGCACGGUGGCUCCAACCUCUGGGGUGAGACCAAGAGGCCUCAUGGGGAAGGCCAGAUCAACCAGGCCCUGGGCACCAUGGCCAAAGUCAUCACCGACCCUGAGAUCCUGAAAACCUGUGUACAAGACCUAAGCGACAAGCGGCUGGAAGUGGUGGGGCUGGAGGGUGCCAUUGAGAUGGGCCAGAUCUAUACCAAGCUCAAGAGUGCUGGACAUCGGUUGGCCAAAUGCUCUGAGAUCACCUUCCACACCACAAAAACCCUCCCCAUGCAAAUUGAUGGAGAACCCUGGAUGCAGUCACCCUGUACAAUCAAGAUCUCCCACAAGAACCAGAUGCCCAUGCUCAUGGGCCCUCCCCCUCGCUCUUCCCAUUUCUUUGGCUUCUUGGGUUGAACCACCAGCCCCUCCCUGGACUCCACCCAUAGGCUCUGUACAUUGCUGCCACACCCUCCUGCCAGCUCAGGGGAGUGUUCCUUCACCCUCACAGUAUUUAUUACCCUGUAUCACCUCUACUAUGCACCACACACACGUGUGUACCAUGCGCACACACACUCACACACCACAGACACAUAUUGAAAGUGCCUCAUCUGAAUAAAAUGACUCUUUUUUUCCA